AGAAGGAUAAAUUGCACAAAACAGGAAGUGAGCUCCUCGUCAUACUUCACGGACACCGUUUCCACAUUGGAACACAUCCAGGAAAAACAUAUACACCUAAAGGAAAUUAAUACAAUUGUAUGCCUGGGACUGGGACACUUUGCUUGGUGUGCUUCUGCCCGGAAUCAACUGGCUUUUAUAACUUUAAUCCAGGAAGAACUUGCUAUUCCUGAGAUAUUAUUUCAAGAUCCUGCCUUUACUCCUGGAGAAAUUGAUAUCCUAAAAACUCACGGUUUUGAUGUCAUUCCUGGAAAUUUAGAGGGAAAAUUUGACACUGAUCCUGAAAAAAUUUACUUGUUCUAUCUUCCUCAUUGCCCUAAGCAACUUACGAAUAAUCUUCUGUGGCAGAAUUGGGGGACAAAGCUAUCGAACAUUAUACUAUUGAGCAAUAGUUUUAGUGGAAUUCUGAUCUCCCAGCCUCAGAGAAGUCUCCAAGUUGAUGCGAGACUGAUAGUUCAGGCUGAAGAUUUCACUGAAGAAAUUCCACUGGAAAACAAUUUCAUCUUCACGGACGUCUUCAACGAUACAUCCAUUCACAUUUUCCCAAAAGAUCUUGUGGAGAAAAAAUCUGAAAAUUUCUGGGACGAAAGAGGCUCAGAGCCUGUUUACUGUGAUCCGGAAUUCAUUAGUUCUGCCCUUGAGAAAGUGACUUUGGAAGAUGACUCCUGUUCGAACACUGAGAUCCCUACUAAAUGAGCUGAGGCUAUCAAAUCCAAAUGGAAACAUUAAGAACUCACUCGCAGCAAGGUACAUAAUCGACCAGUUCCGGAAGUAUCGUACAACAGACCAGACUCUAUGCAAAGCUAGGGAGGAGAUGCACUUUGUUGGACAGACCUACCUGUGCUAUCUGGAAAGUCGCCGCACGUACCAGCGCAUCCGAAAGGAGUAUUCGGGCCGAGGGGAGCGAACUGUAGAGGACACAGCAAACUUGGUGGGCUUCAAGUUACCUCAUGAUCCGAAAUAGAACAAUAAAAGUCUUUCUAGUUGAAAA
This is a messenger RNA of Phlebotomus papatasi, 1030 nucleotides long. RefSeq names its product protein FMC1 homolog. The coding region runs from base 698 to 1003 and encodes 101 amino acids. NCBI's taxonomy places the organism in Eukaryota, Metazoa, Arthropoda, Insecta, Diptera, Psychodidae. Gene Ontology annotation, cellular component: mitochondrion. The transcript has 2 exons. The record is from RefSeq and is a predicted model, not a curated record.